This is a messenger RNA of Ictalurus punctatus (channel catfish), 5531 nucleotides long. RefSeq names its product kinesin-like protein KIF14. The record is from RefSeq and is a predicted model, not a curated record. NCBI's taxonomy places the organism in Eukaryota, Metazoa, Chordata, Actinopteri, Siluriformes, Ictaluridae. The transcript has 29 exons. Gene Ontology annotation, biological process: microtubule-based movement. Bases 382 to 5067 code for a protein of 1561 amino acids. Gene Ontology annotation, molecular function: microtubule motor activity; ATP binding; microtubule binding.
CUCGAGUGAGGUUUGAAUUGAAGCGGCAAGAUGGCGUCGUAGGCAAGAGAACCUUUUUUUGUGUGUAAAAGGUAAACAAAGCUUUUUUUGUUUAUUUGUUUGUUUCCAGUAAGAGUGCGUUUAUAUUUAGGUUUAUAUACCCAGUCUUUUAGCGUUAUUUUAUUUUAUUUUAUUGGGUAACGAAGCUGAUAUAAAUCGUUUUUAUAGCCAGGAGAGUUUAAACAAAUAAAUAAACAAGUUACACUUUAGUGACAGUUAGCCACAGUGGGCUGAUUUAAGAUUCAUCAGCAUGUCAAAAAAGUAAAAGAAGUUAUAAAGUUGCAUUUUUUAUCCAGAAAACGGACAUUAUUAGGUUAAUUGCUGCAAGCAGUGGAGAAGAAAAUGGAUGAGAAGGAAAUAUCAUCUUUGAGUAACUCUAAAGAGAUAAACAAGACCUAUAUAAUAUCCACCCUGACAAGCAGGUGUGAUGAGGUUCCCAGUGCUGGUCGCCUCACUCUUCAAAGAAGAAACAGCAAAAACACAGUGGGUGGUGUUCAGGAAGCAUCUGAAAAUACAGAGAACCGAGAAAGUCAUGGGAAACGGUUAACUUUACAGAGGAGAACCAGAGCAGGAGCAGGGUCCACUGAUAAAGUUUCUCAUCCACACACAUCCACCAUGAACCAGAAACGACCGUGGACUAGUUCAAAGAUCCUGUCCGAGCCGAACAGCCGAGAGGGUUCAUCUGGUCUUCUGAGAUCUGCCAGUUUGAGAGAAAAUGGACUGAAAACCAGUGCGAAAGAUGCAACCAAGCCAGUCAACACACCUGGAAAGAGUGCUCAGAAAGCACAGAGCACAGGCAGAGAACAGAAAACUAUCUCAACUCCGACUGGGAAAACCCAGUUUGAGCGAAUAAGUUUGAAGAAGGAAGUUUUUGAAAAAUUAUCCCUAAAACAGACAGGUGUUGAAAGGCAAAAGCAGUCGAGCUCGGAUUUAAACGGAGGCGCGAUUCCAGGUCCAGUCAGUAAGAAGUUUCCGAUUAUCAGUCAAAACCGGACCGCGAUAUCUACUACGAGAAAGACCACAACUCAGCUUUCGACUGUUUUAAACGCGAAGUCGAAGCCUCCUCCGUGUGAGUCUGGGAGUCGAACUGCGGCUUUAUCAUCUAACGAACUGAAGAUGGAAAACAGUGCGGUGACGGUGGCGGUGCGAGUGAGACCCUUCAGUCAAAGGGAAAACAAUGAGAAUGCUCGUCGAGUGAUUUUCAUGGAGAAUCACGAGACUGUAGUUCAGCAUCCCGACACUAAACAGACAUACACCUUCUCUUUCGACUUCUCCUUCUACUCGGCUGAUGAAAUGGCCCCGAAUUUCUCCGGUCAGCAGACCAUUUAUGAAAAGCUGGCUAGACCCUUACUCGAAAGAGCGUUCGAAGGAUUUAACACCUGCCUUUUUGCGUAUGGACAAACGGGCUCGGGAAAAUCCUACACUAUGAUGGGUUUUGGUGAGGAGGCUGGAGUUAUACCCAGAUUCUGCGAGGAGCUUUUUGCAAGAGUGUCCAGUGCUGAUAAAAACGAGGUGACAUGUCACCUGGAGAUGAGCUACUUUGAGGUGUAUAAUGAGAAGAUCCACGAUUUGCUUGUGUUGAAGGAUGAGCAACACCAAAAGAAGAUGCCCUUGCGGGUCAGAGAACACCCGACUGACGGGCCGUAUGUUGCAGAUCUUUCUACGAAUGUGGUCAGCUCCUAUGCUGAUGUCCAGGCCUGGCUUGAGCUUGGAAAUAAACAGCGAGCUACUGCUGCUACAGGAAUGAAUGACAAAAGCUCCCGGUCUCACUCUGUCUUCACUCUGGUCAUGACUCAGACUAAGACAGAAUUAGUGGAAGGAGAAGAACACGAUCACAGAAUAAUCAGCAGAAUAAACCUGGUGGAUUUAGCUGGCAGCGAGCGCUGUGGCGUAGCUCAGACCAGUGGAGACCGGCUGAGGGAAGGAGCAAGCAUCAACAAGUCUUUGCUCACUCUGGGGAAGGUGAUUUCUUCACUCUCUGAGCAAGCUCAGGGCAGAAAGAAAAUCUUCAUUCCAUACAGGGAGUCGGUCCUGACAUGGUUACUGAAGGAAAGCCUGGGUGGAAACUCAAAAACGGCCAUGAUCGCAACACUGAGUCCAGCCACGAGCAACAUGGAUGAGAGCCUGAGCACUCUGCGCUAUGCUCAGCAGGCUCGCCUGAUCAUCAACGUAGCCAAGGUCAACGAGGACACCAAUGCCAAGCUGAUCCGAGAGCUGAAAGCAGAGGUGGAGAAGCUGCGGGCCGCCCAAAUGAGCUCGCAGGACAUCGAUCCAGAGAAGAUGAGACAAUUCCAGCAGGAAAUCUUCGCCCUGAAGUCUCAACUCUCUCAGCAGGAACGCGAAAUGGCUGAGGUGCACAGAACAUGGAAGGAGAAACUAGAGCACGCCGAGAGGAGAAAACGUGAAGAGACCAGAGAGCUCCAGCGUGUAGGCAUCACACUUAAAGUGGAUAACCGGCUCCCCAACCUUGUGAACCUGAAUGAGGACCCUCAGCUGUCAGAGAUGCUCUUAUACAUGAUUAAGGAGGGGCAGACCAAGGUCGGCAAGGUCAAGUCUGGGUCAGCCCAUGACAUCCAGCUCUCUGGGGCUCUUAUUGCUGAUGAACAUUGUAUUAUCUCCAAUGUUAAUGGCACAGUCAGCAUCACCCCCAUGGAAGAUGCCAAAACCUUUGUGAAUGGAAACCUUGUAUCUGAAGCCACCAUCCUCCACCAUGGUGACCGAGUGAUUCUUGGAGGAGAUCACUAUUUCCGCUUCAACCACCCGGCCGAGGUGCAAUGUGGAAAGCGAGUGUCCUGUUGGAGCAAUGGAGAUGGCCAGAAAGACUUUGAGUUUGCCAAGAAUGAGCUACUUUCAGCUCAAAGAGCUCAAUUAGAGGCAGAGAUUGAAGACGCCCGACUGAAAGCCAAAGAGGAGAUGAUGCAGGGAAUCCAGGUGGCCAGAGAAAUGGCCCAGAAAGAGUUGUCUGACCAGAAGCUUCAGUAUGAGAACCGGAUCAAAGUCCUGGAGAAAGAACUUGAGGAAGAGAAUGAAAGAAAAAGAGCAGAGGAGCUUGAGAGGCAGAAGGUCGUCAGCAAGAUGGAGAAACUAGAGACCGCAAAGUCUCUCCUGGAACAAGAAAUGAGCAUGCACAAGAAACGGAUACAAAUGGAGGCCCAGGCUGCCAGACAGGCCAUGGUUGAUAAUGAUAUUCGACAUGCUAAAAUCCUUGAAGCGCUGGAAGCGGAGAAGAGGAAAAUUGCAGAAGAUCUAGCUGAUAUUCAGAAGAGACGUGCCCUGAAGGUGAACCAGACUCCCAAGACUGCUCCUCCACAAUGGGAUGCCAUGAAAUUGUCGCUUAUGAUUGAAGAAGCUAACAAAAUAAGCGCCAAAUUCAGGAAACACACAGUGUUUGGCAGACAUGAAGUAUCUGAGAAGGGGAGUGGAGGAGGAAACACUGAGACGCAAAUCCAAGUGCAGAACACUAAACUGGGCAUCUCCACCUUCUGGAGCAUGGAGAAAUUUCAAAGCAACCUGGCUGUCAUGAGGGAGCUGGAACAGGGUGUUUGCACCUCUAAAGAUGACGAUGUGUUUUAUGACCCCAACGAUCACUGGGAACCAGAUAUAUCAUCAGCAUCUGCAGAGUCAUCCUUUUCUCGCAGAAGGAGCAGGAGUCUGCUGAGGAGCAGGCGCAUCUCUGGGCGACUCUAUGAGAUCCGAGUGCACCCCAUUCAGAGCUUAAACUGCACCUCCUCACAGCCAACAGGCCUGAUAAGCAUGAGCAAAUCCCCUUCUUUUCAUUCCAGCAGUUCAGACUCGGCCUUGCCCGGCAUCUGCAAAGAUCUGAUAGCUGCCACAGUUUCCUGUUUACGUACUAGUUCAUCAGCAGAAGAGAGCGAGAGCCUGGCAGACAAACUCACCCUGGACCUUCUGUCCAUUUAUAACGCUGCAAACUCCAUCGAAGGCUUGUACGGGCAACUGGAUGACAACAGCCAGGAGAACUUGUUUGCAUGUAGCACUGAAGCACAGACUCAUCUUGUGAGAGCUACCUCGGCUAUCGAGAGAGCCGGGUUCGUUACCAUGCACUGGGUCUCCAAUGUCAACUCCAGCACUCAGUCAGUGUCCCAAACUGUGGAGGAGCUCAAGACCGAAGUAAAGAAUACAGGAGGAUAUUUUCAGCUCCUUAUUCAGGGCUGUGAAUCUGAAAUCUCCUCGAUGGUGACAGAGGCCCUGAGGAAGAUGGGUAGGAGUAUAGACGCAGCUCUGAGCACCACUGCUCACCUGGCAGCAGUAACUGGCACACAUCUUCAUCUGACUGAACACGGAUCAGACGCUGUAGGCAAAGUGAAGAGGUCUGCUGGGAUGUGUCUGCGCAAGGGAAUGUGCCGAGGUGUGCGAGCUCUCCUGGAGGAGGCUCUGCUCAUCAGCCGAGAGAUGCUCAGACAUGCUCAGUUAGCUCAACCUAGAACUCAGAUUUUACAAAACCUUAAAGUGAAAAUGCUGGAGGUGGCAAAAAAUUUGCAAAGUUACAUUCACUGCAACAUGCUGCUCCAGGAGAAUCCUGACCCUACAGAGAAUGAUCAAGAUGGAGCCGAUGCUGUGCAGAUGGAAUGUUUGAAAAACACGGCCUCCGGUCUCUUUCAGCUUAACCAUGCUCUCCAGCAGCUUCACUCCUCCUUGUCUCGCACUCUCAGAGGUAGAGGCAGCGAUGUUGGUCUCGGGUCUUUCAGACAUACAAUCCAGUCUUUGACCAAGACCAUUUGUGACCUUGUGCAUGGAUUACCGAGACAGACGGACGUCUGCCCCGCUGGUACUCUUCAGCUGCCAUGUUUAAAGAGCGUCAUGGAUGCCCGAGAUGACCUGCACUCUGCAUUGUCCUCUCUAGCAGAACUGUUUGAUGCGAGCAGUGAAGAAAAUAUGGAAUCCAGGAUCUUCGUGAACGAUGAGGUCCAGGAACCAGCUCAAGGCCCAAGAAACCAAACCGUCCCCAAAAUUAUGUACUCGCUGUCCUCGGGUGUCCGCCCGUGCUCCAGAGACAUUCAGUGGGUUUGAGCUGUCUCUUCUGAGUCAGAUAUAGGCGAAAUGUUCUUUACACUAGUUUAAGCACCAAGCAAUACUAAAGAAAUUUCCAACGUGCACAUUUUUCCAUUAAGAGGUACUGUAUUAUUAAAUGUACAAAUAUAACGUUUUUUGUAUGUGAUUAUGCUUGUGUGGGGAUGAAUAUUACCUUUCUUUAGAAUAUUUGCGUGUUUAUAUAUAACGGGUGUUUAUUUCUUGUAUAUUACCACGGAUAUAAUAAUAAGGUGCAGUAAUACAAAAAUAACUAUUUCAUCUUUAAAAAAAAAAAUCACUCAUGACUUUUGUAUGCACUGUUUUGCGUCUUUGCACAAACGUUUUACAAUUGCUGUCGUACAUUUGUCCCUUUACGUUGCCAUUAAAGAAUCAGUUUCUUUACAAUCAUGUAAUAAUUCAAUAGUUUAUGUAUUAUUUUUCAUAAUAAACACUGAUUUUAGCGG